Messenger RNA from Stereum hirsutum FP-91666 SS1, 726 nucleotides. RefSeq lists its product as uncharacterized. The transcript has 2 exons. The record is from RefSeq and is a predicted model, not a curated record. Lineage: Eukaryota; Fungi; Basidiomycota; Agaricomycetes; Russulales; Stereaceae. The annotation marks the transcript as partial.
AUGAUCGCACGGUGCCGUGCUAAAUGCUGGAUUGUUCAACUUAAAGAAGAAAAUUCAGAUAUUCAACUUCCAACAGCUCAGCGAGGAAUUAAGGGUCAUAUCAUUGUGUAUCCUCAGCGCCCUGAGAAUAUUGCUUCGGUCCUUCCUCCAUCCAUUGAAGAUAUCAUAACACCAAUAUGUGUAAUAUUUGUAGGAUCUAAACCACCUACGGAUGAAUGGUUACGUGAGAAAGCCAAGCCUUUAUCUGUUCGUCGUGAAAAGGUUCGAUCGGCACUCAUGUGGCUAAAAUCUCAUAAUCCUCUGUAUAAGGAUGUCGAAAUAGAUCAUAAUGUAUUAAACUCUUUGGAGAAUGAACAGAUCUUGCCAUUCCACAUUGAGCAUGUUCUUCCCAGUAAUGCUUCAGACUCUUUGACUUCACAAUAUGAUGCGGCGGAUGCUCUGGCUGCUAAUGCCGCUACAAGCUCAACAACUACAGACACAACAGCUGUUAUCACUGAUGUUGAUGGCAAUGCUCCUUCAAAUCAAUUACGUGCUGCUGCUCUUCGGCAUGUUAAAAAACAAGGUGGUGCAUAUGUUGAGAUUCCGCAUGACACUGAACCGAUGAAUGAGUUCAACAACCCGUCACUUUUUCCCAUGAUCUAUCCAACAUUAUUUCCUUAUGGAAUUGGAGGCUUUGAGGAUAAAUCACGUCACACAAAACUGUCUAUGAAGCGUCAGGUCAAACAU